Messenger RNA from Trametes versicolor FP-101664 SS1, 1467 nucleotides. RefSeq names its product acid protease. The coding region runs from base 1 to 1467 and encodes 488 amino acids. Gene Ontology annotation, biological process: proteolysis. The transcript has 7 exons. Gene Ontology annotation, molecular function: aspartic-type endopeptidase activity. Lineage: Eukaryota; Fungi; Basidiomycota; Agaricomycetes; Polyporales; Polyporaceae. The record is from RefSeq and is a predicted model, not a curated record.
AUGCCUCCGGCGAUUCCGCGAAAACUGCUCAGCGUCCGCGGGGCCGGCGUGAGGUUUGUCAAUGGUCCGCUGUCCCCCGACAGCGUUGGAGUCAGCACCACUGACAAUACGAAGUACGCUACCGACGUCACUCUCGGAGGGCUCAAUUUGACUUUGAUCCUCGAUACGGGCUCUUCCGACCUUGUUGUGGUGCGGCAGGGACGAAACAUCAACCUGGUGAAUACCUCCAAUGUUCCAGUCAACGAGACUUUCGGCAUCGGAUCGGCCGCAGGCAAUGUUGCAUUCGCCGACCUACAGAUCGGAGACUUCACCGUCCAUUCCCAAGCUUUCGUCGAUGCCACGCAGACCAUCGACUUCAACGAGGGGCAGGACGGAUUCGACGGCAUCAUCGGGGUGAGCUUCAAUGCCCCCUCCGCCGUCAUCGAAGCGCUCUCGAAGGAGUUCGACGCGGACGCCGCAGCACAACUCGGCAACACCCCGCUGCCCGCGCUCUUCACGCAACAGCCGGACCUCCCAGACAGCUUCGACGUGCUGCUCGGCCGCGCCGACGAGCUCGGGGACGCCGCCCCGGGCACGUUCCUCAUUGGGGGCCACGACGACAACUUCCGGGACAUCGCGGGCGCGACGGAGCUCGUGAGCGUCAGCACGGACCACUGGAGUGUCGUCAUGGACGCGAUGAACAUCAACGGCAAGCCGUUCCCGUUCAACGCGUCGCGCGUCCAGGGCGUCCCCGCGGGCAAGGUCGCGGCUGUGCUCGACACUGGGUUCUCGUUCCCGCCUAUCCCUCCGGCCGCUGUGGACGCGAUCUACUCGUCCAUCGAGGGCGCGGUGUUCGACGAGACGACGACCUUCUGGAUCGUCCCCUGCAACUCGAGCGGCGUGAGCCUGUCCUUCGUGUUCGGGGACCAAGAGUUCUUCGUGCACCCCCUCGACCUCACGCUCCCCGUCGCAGGCCCCUUCAACGGCCCCGGGGGCGGGAACGUCACCAUCUGCAUCAACACGUUUCAGUACCUCACGCUCGACCCCGCCGAGUUCGUCGGCUUCGACCUCAUCCUCGGCGACGCCUUCCUGCGCAACGUCUACGCCUCGUUCAACUACGGCGACCAGAACACGCCGCCGUUCGUGCAGAUGGUGACGACGACGCCCGACGCGGACACGGCGCAGCAGGAGUUCCAGCAGCAGCGCGCGAAGACGCUCGCGGGGCUGCCGCCCACCAUCGACCCCGCUGCCGCCGCGAACCAGGGGGGCCAGAGCCCCGCUGCGGGCGCCCCAGGCGUUCCGGGCUCAAGCGCGAGUGCGCGCGCGACGAGUUCAGCGGGGCCGUCGAGCUCGGCGACGCAGACGGUGCAGAACGCGCAGCCGACUGCAAGCAACAACAAGAACGGCGCGGGGAGGGCGAGGGCGUUGUGGACGGGUGUGUAUGGUGCUUAUGUGCUGUACCUGGUGUCUGGCGUGUUUCUGCUGUAA